This is a messenger RNA of Solanum pennellii, 522 nucleotides long. RefSeq lists its product as uncharacterized. The record is from RefSeq and is a predicted model, not a curated record. Gene Ontology annotation, molecular function: pantothenate kinase activity; ATP binding. Lineage: Eukaryota; Viridiplantae; Streptophyta; Magnoliopsida; Solanales; Solanaceae. Gene Ontology annotation, biological process: coenzyme A biosynthetic process. Gene Ontology annotation, cellular component: nucleus; cytosol. The transcript has 6 exons. The coding region runs from base 1 to 522 and encodes 173 amino acids.
AUGUAUGACUAUGCAACAGACACUUUGGUCUCAGUUGUUGAUGUGAGCAUCCCUUAUUGUUCAAAUAACCAAACCCAAUUUCCUGACGAAGAAAAUGCAAAGGCUAUAUCCUUAUUUGAGGAUGUAGUACAUCUAAAUGAUGCUAUCGAGGAUGAAGCUAAGCGUAUGGAGAACUUGGUCAAAGGGAUUUUUGCUGGUAACCUAUUUGAUCUUGGCUCGGCACAGCUAGGCAAUCUAUUCUCAAGGGAUGGCAUUUUUUUUUUAGCUAGUUGCCAAAACCUCAUUCCUCGACCUUGGGUUAUUGAUGACUUGGAUACUUUCAUAACAAAAUGUAGCAGAGAAUCAUGGAAAAAGGCUGUAAUCUUUGUGGAUAAUUCUGGUGCAGAUAUUAUUCUGGGCAUUCUGCCAUUUACGAGAGAUUUACUUCGUCAUGGGACACAGGUUAUUUUGGCAGCUAAUGACUUGCGUUCUAUGAACGAUGUUACUUACCCUGAGUUGGUAAAGAUAAUAUCUAAGGUUUAA